CCAGAUGAUCACUCAUUCACAUAUAUUACUACUGUGGGAGAGCAGUGAGAGAGAGAGAGUGUGUGUGUGUGAGAGAGAGUGAUGGCGUUCAUGUUUGGAGUCCGUGUAGCUUCCUACUGUUUAGGUGGCGCUGCGGUGAUCAUCACCCACGAGGCCACCAAAACCACUACACAAAAUCUCUCCCACUGGCUCAACGCUAAUAAGCAUAACCUUCGCCAUCCAUGGAGAUGGAGCCGCUCACCUGAUCCCAAUCCCCAGCCCGAGCCCAACCACGCCGUCAACGAGGAGCCAGAUGAUGACGAUGAUGCCGUCAGCGAGGAGUCGCUCCCAUGCCCAUACCACUCUGCCGACUCUGCCGCCCUUAUAACCUGCGAGCCAAUUAGGGUGGCUGGACCGAACGUGCCGACGGGGGCACCUUCCGUCUUAGCGGCCGUCAACGAGGAGCCAGAUGAUGACGAUGAUGCCGUCAACAAGAAGCGGUUUCCAGUCGACUCUGUCGGCCGCGGCCUCACCUGCGAGCCAAGGGCUAAACCAUAUGCACCGAACGUGCUGGAGAGCGCCGAUAAGCCGGAUCUCGUCCCCGCUGCUGGCGCCGUUGGUUCCGUUUCGGAUCGACCGGACGACGCUAAACCGAAUUCUGGGAUCGGCGUUUUUCUAUUGAAGGCGGGUGACGCCGUCAGAUCAACGUGGGGGAUGAAGCUGUUUCGGUGGCUCCCCGUCGACCGCUUCUGCAACAGCAGCAAGGGAGCACCAGGGGACACUGGAUGGACGGUGGAUCCCGACUUUUGGGAUAAGAUCGGACGGAUCACAAAGAAGAUACUGCUCUGGGCUGUGGAGUACGUGAUACUCGAGCUAGUAAAGAACAAAAAAGUAUGGCGCCAAUUUUACAACAUUGUGAAGGCUGAGCUCAAGGUUACAACAUUGUGAAGACUGCACUCAGGUGACGGCAAACUAAAUAAAAAGCAGCGUGUGUUUGCAGUCUGAUGUCGGCGGUGAUACAACUAUGAAAUUCCUAAUCUUCGUUUCUUAAAAUCUCUUAGCUGUAAAUGCUUGUAAAUGUUUAAGUUGUAUGUGAAGUCUCUUCUUGUUCUGCGUGGAACUUUGCAAAGUGGUACCAACUAUAUAAUGUAGUAUUAUUAAAUGUUAAUGAUGGAUGUUUGUUAGCUUUGAA
This is a messenger RNA of Ananas comosus (pineapple), 1171 nucleotides long. RefSeq lists its product as uncharacterized. The record is from RefSeq and is a predicted model, not a curated record. The coding region runs from base 82 to 927 and encodes 281 amino acids. Lineage: Eukaryota; Viridiplantae; Streptophyta; Magnoliopsida; Poales; Bromeliaceae. The transcript has 2 exons.